AUGGUGCGCUGGAGGCAGCAGUGGUUGGAGAAUGGCACGCUGCUGUUUCACAUACAUCACCAGGAUGGCAGUGUGAGCCUGCCGGAACCAACCGAAGACCCUGCCAACAAUUCUGCCAAAGAGGAGAUCCGAAUCCUGCACAUUUCUGUCAUGGGCGGGAUGAUUGCUCUUCUGCUCUCCGUGCUGUGCCUGGUCCUCAUCCUGUACACCAGGAGGCGCUGGUGCAAGCGUCGCCGUAUUCCGCAGCCCCAGAAGAGCGCCAGUGCAGAAGCAGCGAAUGAGAUCCACUACAUUCCGUCAGUCCUGAUGGGGGGACAGGCCCGCGAGAGCCUCAGGAACUCCAGGGGACAGGGGCCCAACAGCGGCACCCUCAGCAUCAGGGAGACCCCAAUACUGGAUGGAUACAAGUAUGAGUAUGACAUCACUGACCUGAGGCACCACCUGCAGCGCGAGUGCAUGAACGGUGGAGAGGAGUUCUCCAGUCAGGUCACCCGCACUUUGGACUCACUGCAGGGCUGCAACGACAAGAACAACAUGGACCUCACACCUGUGAGCGACAACACAAAGCUGGCUCUGAUGAAUAAAUACAAGGACAACAUCAUUGCCACGAGCCCAAUCGACAGCAACCACCAACAGAACACACUCCUACCUCACAACACGUCCACCAGUCAGCGCAAGAGGCUGUCCAGCAAUACCAGAGCGGGUUCCACUUUCUUGAACCCAGACGGAGACUCUGGGACGGAGGCGGACAGCGAGCCUCAGCUGGCCUAUUACACUGACCCAAACCGCAGUCGGCGCCGCAGUCGAGGUAUGAGAAACGGUAACGCCAACAGCGUGUGGGGCUCCGGGGCAGGUUCCCCACGAAGCCCCAUCAAUAAGACCACCCUGACUCUCAUCAGUGUCAUCAGCUGCGCCCUGGGCCUAGUGUACGCCUCUCAUCUGGCCUGCAGUCUGUCGGUGCGGGUGAUCCUCCACGUGCCAGAGCACCUCAUUGCCGACGGCUCACGGUUCAUCUUGCUCCAGGGCAGUCAGCUGGAUGCGUCUGAUUGGCUGAACCCGGCUCAGAUCUUGUUGUAUUACCAGCAGAACGCCAGCGGGCCCUGGGUGAAUGAGCUGUGUGGACGGCGCCUGCUCGACCCCUGUGAGCACCAGUGUGAUCCUGACACAGGAGAAUGCCUCUGUCUGGACGGCUACAUGAGGGACCCAGUGCACAAGCACCUCUGCAUACGCAGCGAGUGGGGACCCAACCAGGGUCCUUGGCCUUACACCAUCUUCCAGAGAGGUUUUGAUCUAGUGAUGGGAGAACAGCCCUCUGAUCGCAUUUUCAGAUUCACCUACACGUUGGGAGAGGGCAUGUGGCUUCCGCUGAGUAAAAGCUUUGUCAUUCCUCCCGCUGAACUCGCCAUCAACCCGUCAGCCAAAUGUAAGACCGACAUGACAGUGAUGGAGGACGCUGUGGACGUACGGGAGGAGUUGAUGAUCAGCUCGUCCUUCGACUCCCUGGAGGUGUUGCUGGACUCGUUUGGUCCGGUCAGAGACUGCACCAAAGAUAACGGAGGCUGCAGCAGGAACUUCCGUUGCAUUUCCGAUCGCAAACUGGACUCCACUGGUUGCGUGUGA
Messenger RNA from Knipowitschia caucasica, 1620 nucleotides. The record is from the annotation of a GenBank genome assembly. NCBI's taxonomy places the organism in Eukaryota, Metazoa, Chordata, Actinopteri, Gobiiformes, Gobiidae.